This is a messenger RNA of Penicillium chermesinum, 978 nucleotides long. RefSeq lists its product as uncharacterized. The transcript is spliced from 4 exons. Bases 1 to 978 code for a protein of 325 amino acids. Lineage: Eukaryota; Fungi; Ascomycota; Eurotiomycetes; Eurotiales; Aspergillaceae. The record is from RefSeq and is a predicted model, not a curated record.
AUGAAUGCGAGUCUUACUAUUGAACAGCUUGUAAACUUACUUUUCGCCGUCUGCGGGAUUGUUGGGUCUUCUGUCGGUAUUGGCCAACAGCUGCAUGUGCUGGUUGAGCGGCACACAGUUGAAACUGCCAUGUUUUGGUGGUGGCUGGGGCAAACCAGUUAUAUCUGGGUCAGUGCAAUUGCCAAAAUUUCUAUCGUCCUUGCUUUGCUUCGGUUCACCGUUUCCCGCCUCUAUCGCAUUAUCUUGUGGGUCGUCAUUACAGGAACUUCGAUAAUCAGCAUCGCUUUUUGGGGGCUGAUGACUCUUCAAUGUCAGCCAGUCUCAUUUUUCUGGCGACGGGUAGACCUCUACAUGCACCCAGGCUCCAUUGAAGGCAAGUGCGUCGACCUCAAUAGCGUCGUGUCCAUCGGCUAUCUGUAUAGCGUCGCUGCCUUCAUUGGCGACUUGACGCUUGGGAUCCUGCCAGUUUUCCUUGUCUGGAACUUGCAAAUGAGCCUUCGAAGUAAGGCCGGGUUGAUAGCAAUUCUGAGUAUAGGAUGCAUCGCCGGCGCCGCAGUUGUUAUCCGCAUGCCAUAUAUUCACGACUAUAGAAGCCAUGACUUCCUUUACGCUACGGCUAAUAUCUCCAUCUGGUCCAACAUCGAAGCUGGUUUGGGCAUAACAGCAGGAAGUCUCGUCACACUUCGGCCUUUGUUCCGCUGGUUGCGUGAUCCUGAGCUGGUGAACCCCAGGCAGAGACACUCCAGUAGCUGGCCGGUUCCAACAGGGGUAAGCCCUCGAUGCUCGAAUCUGUCGGCUCCGCAGACGUGGCGAACGGACUUCGUCCCUGAGCUUACGCCCACUAUGGUCACUACCAUUCACGCCACACGCCACCAACGCUGGAGCAGCAGCCAAGAGCAUUUUUACCAUAAGCGCGACUCGGUGUUUGAAGGGCUCAAUGUGGAAAAAACCUUCUACAUCUCGGAAGAUGAUCCGUAG